CUCGAUAUAUAAGGAGGACCUGAACUUUGAGCUGGAGCUGUGUCUGAAGGUCUUGACUCGCAGGAUGAACAUCCUCCGAACUCUGUUUCUCUUGGCCGCCAGCCUCUCUUUGGCCCCGUCUACCAACGGCAAGUCGCUCUACCAGUUCAGGAACCAUAUCCUGUGCUUGAUGCCCAACAGUUGGCCGAUUAGGGACUACGCUGACUACGGCUGCUACUGUGGAAAGGGCGGCUCUGGCACGCCUGUGGACGAGCUGGACAGGUGCUGCGAGGUGCACGACAACUGUUACUGUGACGCCAUCGAGCACCCCGCAUGCUGGUCCAUCUUCCACAGCCCUUACAUUAAGUUAUACUCCUAUAACUGUGCCAAAGAAAGCAAGAUUAUCACCUGUGGCAACAACAACAACGCAUGUGAGAUGAUUAUCUGCGAGUGUGACAGGAAGGCCGCCGAGUGUUUCGCCAGAUCGCCUUAUAUCGACGCGCACUGGAACUGGCCCCAAGACAGAUGUUAGAAGAAGACCUCUGUAGUUAAUCCAACACAGGAUCAACUCCCACAAACGACACACCCAUCACUGAGCUAUCAGGAGCGGCAGCAGCUUGUUUCGUCCGCUCAUUGAAAUACUCACACUGACUUUCAAGGUCAUGGUUUUUUUUUCUGCUUCUUUCUCUGCACUGCAUCUCUAUUGUUAGCUGUGGAUCUGUAUCCUGACCAGAAACACCAGUAGAUCUGCAUCUCUCAUUAACUGAUGCUCGGUCGUUCACUGGUAUAAUCCUAACUCAAGUUUCCAAUAGAGGGCGCUCCCAUCUAGCUCUUUCUUCCCUUGCUUGCAGAAAGUAGUUUACAGACUGUAGACUUUUACAUUGGCAAUUUAUCAAAUGAUACAAAUGCUUGCAGUACUCAAUAAAGAAGACAAAAAAUAAACCAUA
Molecule: messenger RNA, 926 nt
Organism: Pleuronectes platessa (European plaice)
Lineage: Eukaryota; Metazoa; Chordata; Actinopteri; Pleuronectiformes; Pleuronectidae
Product: acidic phospholipase A2 natratoxin
Exons: 4
Coding region: 65-511 (148 amino acids)
Biological process (GO): phospholipid metabolic process; lipid catabolic process; arachidonate secretion
Molecular function (GO): phospholipid binding; calcium ion binding
Source: RefSeq, a predicted model, not a curated record